Molecule: messenger RNA, 2728 nt
Organism: Manihot esculenta (cassava)
Lineage: Eukaryota; Viridiplantae; Streptophyta; Magnoliopsida; Malpighiales; Euphorbiaceae
Exons: 13
Coding region: 187-2346 (719 amino acids)
Biological process (GO): regulation of DNA-templated transcription
Cellular component (GO): nucleus
Source: RefSeq, a predicted model, not a curated record
UGAUUGCCCCCAAAAAUUUUCGGUCUUCUGAAAUCUCUCCCGCCAAUACAGGAAUGGAGGGAACCAAUUUUAAAACAAGUCAAAAAGCUAAGACAGUUCUCCGAAAAUCCCUUUGUCGUGUAAGAUAUCCGUAAUCCGUGUUUGUUUUCAUUUAGGAAAUAUUUCCAAAAAGCAGUUGCAGCAGUUAUGGCUGUUACUUCUUCAGGUCCUGAUUUGAACGGGGAAGUUGCUACUCAAGAGGAGAAGGGUCUCUCUAAUUGCAAUGGAGUUCGCCUCAUCGGAAGCAGAAUAUAUGAUUCGCAAAAUGGCAAGACUUGCCACCAAUGCCGGCAAAAAACAAGGGAUUUUGCAGCCGGUUGCAAGAAUCAGAAAGGAAACAAGCAAUGCCCAAUUAAAUACUGCCAUAAAUGCUUACUGAACAGGUAUGGGGAGAAAGCUGAAGAGGUAGCAUUGAUUGAUGAGUGGAAAUGUCCCAAGUGUAGGGGCAUUUGCAAUUGCAGCUUGUGUAUGAAGAAGAGAGGUCAUAAACCAACUGGUAUACUUGUGCACACAGCCAAGGAAAAUGGAUUUUCCUCUGUCUCAGAACUGUUGCAGGUUAAAGGUCCUGAGAAUUUUGGUAUUGACAGAACUGCAAAAGAUGCAAGUGUUUCAUCGAAGAAACCUGCUUCCACAAAGGAGUCCAGAAUUGCUUCACCAAGAAAACCAGGGAAAGAAAACUCCUUUGGUGUAAGUAGUGAUCUGAAUGAGCAUUCUCCGAAUUUAAUACUAGUGUCUAACAGGAAGUCCAAGAAAAUGAGAAGGGAGGAAUUACUGGAAGUUAAUCACAGCACCAGGGAUGAUGAUGGUGGCGUUGAUGCUAGUUCAGGGAAGAGCGGUCAGAAAUCUACACUUACCAAGGAAGUCUCCAAAAACAAAGGGAAAAUAAUUGAAGAGGGUAAAAGUGUUUUGAUAGAGAAAAAUAAGUCUAAGACGCAGCACAAAGAAACUCCUAAGAAAGAAGUAAAGAAAAAUGGAAAGCAUGAAGGUGCUAUUGUGGAAGAAAAGAAAUCUAAGACACAGUUUCAAGAUAUUUCAAAGAAAGAAGCAACUGUGAAUAAAAAGGCUGCAGGUAACUUUUUUGAGAAAAAGAAGCUUAAGACACAAAUGCUGAAGGAUGUUCCUGUUUCUCAUACUGCAAACGAAGAGAGGGAUGCUGAAAAUUUUAAAAAUGGAGUAGUUUUGAGUGAUGUUCAAAUUGAUAAGCUUGAAUCCAAGAAUAUGGCAGCUGUAGAGGUUUGCAAAAUUAACAAGUGUACUGUAGAGCACCAGAGCAAACAAAAUGAUGAUAGUAUUCCAUUGCCUCUAUCCACCUGCUUAACUACUGUAGCAGGAAUUGAAUUACCUCGUGGAGAUGCUGGGGAUGCGUUGCAAUUCUUUGAGUUUUGUGCUGCUUUUAGUGAGGUUCUUGAUCUCAAGAAAGGGCAAGCUGAAGCAGUGAUUAGAGAAAUAAUAUUUGGCCGAAGAGCACGCCGAUCACAAGGCUCAUUAUUAACGCACUUUCAUAUCAAAUUAUUGCUUCUGAUACAAGAGGAUAUAGGAGAAGAAUCUCCCGCCCUGAGCCCAGCAAAUGGCAAAAAUUCAUGGUUGCAAGCUCUUGCGAAAUGCGUCUCUAAAUGCAAAUUCAUAUCAACGGGACUCCCCUCAGAUUGUUUUGAUCGUGGUAAUGAAGGAUACGAUAUGUUGAGCACCUCACAGAAGUUUAAGCUCUUAAACUUUCUAUGUGAUGAGGCUCUUAAUACAAAAGCAUUGAGGAGCUGGAUAGAUGAUCAAAAUUCCAAAUUUACUGAAAGAGAGAAAGAAGCAAAAGAAAAGGUUCUUGCAGCGAAGGUUAAGGAGAAGCAAUUGAAAGAGAAGGUGCAGGACGAGGUGGCCAAAGCCAUCAUUGCAAAAGCAAAAAAUGAUGCCCCUUUCUCUGUUUCUGAGUAUGAAGCAAUAGUUUCACAGAUAAAAAAAGAAGCUGCUGAAGCUCGUGCAGAAAUCAUGGAGGCUAUGGGAAUGGUUCCCAAAAAGAGACAAAGAUCUGAUGCUGUUAGAACAGAUCCUAUCCUUUUGGAUGUCAAUGGUCAUGCCUUUUGGAGACUGAAAGGUUAUAAUAAUGAACCAGACAUCUUGCUUCAAGUUUUCUCGUUUACAGAUUUAGGGAGCUGGGCUUCAGCUGCAUCUGAGGAGAAAUGGUUUGUGUAUGAUGCAGAACAGAAACAAGGAAUUGAGAAGUACAUCUCCUCCUUAAGGACAAAAAGACUUAGGAUUCAAAAGGAUACUGAAACCCCAUUAUUUGGAGACGAUCAAAACAAACUUGCAGUAUGAUUUUACUGACAACUUUGCCAUAUUUUUGUGCAUAAUUUAUUUCAGUGUAGGAAGAAAAUUCUGAGAUUUAUCUGCUACUAAAUUUUUUUACAAUGGCAUCAAGAAAGUGGUCUGAUGCUGAACUUGCAACAUCUUCGCUCAGAAUAGGUUGUAUGAGCUUCUUAAAACGGUGACGUAUGACCUUUUUUUGGGAGAUGCCAAUUGUCGAGCUUACCUGUAGUCUGCGGAGGUCAUUCCCAGUCCUCGUGAACAUGUACAAUGUUAUUUUUCAAGUAUACAAUUCGCGCUGUUUGCUAAAAGGGUAUUAUUGUGUAGUUUGAUAAAAUAUUAUAUUUGUAGGUUACAUCAUCCAUCAUGUAUGAUUUAAUAAUCUUAAAAUGCC